CUACUACGCAUGUUGCGUCAAAACGGCGACUUUGACGAAAUCGACCGGUCAGAGUUGCCACCCUUCCAGCAGCAAAGGUCUGGACUACUACGCAUGCCGCAAAGCGGCGACUUUGACGAAAUCGACCGGUCAGAGUUGCCACCCUUCCAGCAGCAAAGGUCUGGACUACUACGCAUGCCGCAAAGCGGCGACUUUGACGAAAUCGACCGGUCAGAGUUGCCACCCUUCCAGCAGCAAAGGUCUGGACUACUACGCAUGCCGCAAAGCGGCGACUUUGACGAAAUCGACCGGUCAGAGUUGCCACCCUUCCAGCAGCAAAGGUAAAUACGACAGUAAGGUAGUACGACAUUCGUAUAUUUGAUAUA
Messenger RNA from Helicoverpa zea (corn earworm), 365 nucleotides. RefSeq lists its product as uncharacterized. The transcript has 4 exons. The record is from RefSeq and is a predicted model, not a curated record. Lineage: Eukaryota; Metazoa; Arthropoda; Insecta; Lepidoptera; Noctuidae. Bases 10 to 324 code for a protein of 104 amino acids.